AUGGAUAAAAUUGAAAUGAGCUGCAAAGAUGCAGAAUUUGAUAUUGAUAUCGAAGAUUCGUUACGAAGACAAGUAAAUAUUAUCUAGAUUACAGAAAAACAAAAGAUUCUCAAAGAAGAAAAAAACAACCUCAAAGCCAAAGAACUAGAACUCCGAAGGAAAGUUGACCAAAACAAAGCAAGCCAAGUUUUGAAUUCUUUAAAACUCAAAAAACAAAGCCAAGAUUUGCAUGCAUUUCUAGAAGAAAGCAGAAAGCAAUGGGUGCUUGACUUAAAACAUACAAUAAACUCAGUAGAAGUAAAAUAUAGUUAGCAAGCAAAAAUAGCGAGAAUGCAAAAUCAGAUGGAAAGUCUCAAAAUAAUUUCCAAAAUCUAUGAAUUCGUUGAGCCUUUGCCUGUUUCUUCUAAGUUUUUAGACGUAACUCAGCUAAAUGAUAAGUUUGAAGACAGUUCAAGUUUUAACCAAAAUUCAUUUGAAAUGCAUGAAGAGCCUACGGUUGAGAAAAUUAAAGUCUCAAACCAUGCAUUUAAGCCAACUUUGACAACCCAAACAGUUUUCCAAGGGGACUAUUCAGAUGAGUUUUCAGACACCUCAAUACAAUCCAUUUCUCAGCCUUCGUUACUCCAUAUAAGAGCUUCUCUAAAAAGUUACUUACGUAAACUUAAACUUUCAAAUGGGUCAGAAUUCGAUACUGAAGAAAUUUUGCUUCAAAAAGAAGAAAUCCCUCAUAUGCCUAACAGCCAAGACUCGUGCCAGCCAAAAGUAACAGUAAAUAAUCUAUCUUCAAGUGAGGACGAAGAAGGAGCUGAUUCAGUUUCAACUCGGUCAAUCCCAGAAAUGAUUUCAAAGCAGCCUUCAUUUGUUGAGUCCCACAGUGAUUUAGUUUCACAAAGAUCAACUCCAGAGCCCAUUUUUAACCAAUCAUCAAUAAUUUCUAAUAGCGGCUCAAUACAAAAUCAAGAAUCUAUCACUCAUCAGCCAUCAAUUAUUAAUUAUCAUAGUGAGUCUAUACAAAGCUAUUUAGAUGCAGAGCUUGAAGGAAAUUUCAUUCAAGCUGAAAUUGAGGAUGAAUUCGCAAUUGGGGAUGAAAUAAACCAUUCUUCUGAUGAGUCUCAGAUAGAGAUGGACACUUAUGAGAUCGAAGCAAAACCAUUAACAUCAAGGGAAGGUCCAAUGUUUACUAAUGUGCUGCAGCUCAGUAAAUUAUUUGUAGAAAUAUCAGGCUCAGAUUUUCCUGAGUCUAAUGAAUUUAAAGAUGAAAUUUCAUCUGACCAAUUGCUGCCUAGGAAUGAAAAUAAGCCGAUUGAAGAAGAAGCUCAUGCGGAAGAAGAAACUAGCCAAAAUUUCGGAUUUGAAGUAGAGGUUAAGGCUCAAAAAAGGAAAAAGUCAUUCAUGUCUAUAUUGUGUCCAUGCUUUUUUAAAUUUCCCUGAUGGAAUCAACGAUUUUAUCAUUUUUAAAAAAAAUAAUUCGAUUUUAAAAAACAGUUGAAAAAGAAGAGUAAAUAA
Messenger RNA from Blepharisma stoltei, 1506 nucleotides. NCBI's taxonomy places the organism in Eukaryota, Ciliophora, Heterotrichea, Heterotrichida, Blepharismidae. The record is from the annotation of a GenBank genome assembly.